UUUGUAACUUCAAUGUUUCAUUUUGGUUAAUUCAUUGAGUAAAUCGAAAUGAUUCCAAUCUUAUUAAAUUUGUUUACUUUUAUAUUUCUCUCAAACUUUUAUAUACUCCAAAUAUCUACUGAAUCUCUUCACGAUUUUCCUUGGUCAGUGGAUAAAGGAAAUUGGAUAAUAACUGCAAAGUUAAUUUCGUCUAGUGAUGAAGUUUACGAUAUUCGAGAGUACGUUCAUUCAAGUGAAGUUGUUCGCGGUAAAAUUACAAUAUCAUCAGGAAAUGAUAAGUUGGAUAUUUUUUAUUCCAGUGAAUUCGAAAACGAUAGAUUAGUUAUUCAGAACCAACAAUGUACUAAAUUUACUUUCAAAAAUCAAUGGGACAACUUUCUUUUUAACAUCGAUUCGAAAAAGCCUCUUCUUAAUCAUGUACUGUUGACGGGACCUUCGAUUCUGUUCAGGAUCAAUGGAAAGAGUUUAAAUUGGAGAAAAGGAGGAGAUACAAAUAUAAGAGGAUUUCCAGUCCAUUCUGCAAAGACAACGUUCAAUAGAAAUCUUGAUAUUAUUUAUUAUUACAAAACCCAUUUAGAUUCUCCUGGAAUUUUACAAGCGAGUCGAUUACAGUUCGAGGGUAUGGAUUCGUCUCUUCAGCUCGUAACUUUCAGAGAAAAUGUUAACUUGGAUAUUUAUUCAAUUACUAAAACACAAGAAGAGCUUGAUAAGUUUGUUACGGUUACACCAGGAAUCGGUUGUCCUUUGCACCUGAUAACAUCAAAAUCUCAUGACUGGUUUCAGAUACCAGGAAUGUCUUGGUUAGUUAAUUAUCAUUUCGUUGCAACAACAACUGUUUAUGGGCCAAAAAAAUCAAAAACGUUGAGUGAGAUGUUCGUUAACAGUGAAUAUCUAACCACAAGUUUGAAGACAAUAGAACAAGGAAUUAUAACGGAAUCUCUGUACGAUUAUAAUUUGGGAACUGUACAUGUAUCUCUGAGUAAAGGUCGUUGUUUGAACUCUGGUGUUGGUCCGAAUAGUCCAGGAAUAAGUACUUACGGAACAUUCAGUUCUGCUGGUUUUCUCAAUUACGAUUAUGUCUAUGAAUACUCGUAUCUCGGUAAAGAAUCGGAUACGAAACUUAUGUUUGGGAAAGAGUUGAUUACGAUUAUAAAUUUGAGGAGAAAAUAUGAUAAAUUCGUUACCAGUCAUUAUUUUGUUUCGUCAGCUGAUGCAAAGUUAUUCAAAGGUUUUAUUCUGGUCAAAACUAAAACAAACAAUUAUAAAAAAGUAAAUAACAGUACAUAUCAAUUUAUCGAAUCCAUUACAAAAGAUUAUUAUGGAUUAGAGGCUGAAUCCGAAGUGGAAUUAUCAUUACGUUUCAGUGAUUGUUACCCUGAUUCUACAGAUAGAAAGACUUUCGAAAUUUAUUUCACUUGUAAAGAAGCAGCAGAUUUGGACUGCGUGAAAUAUGCGGAAAAUCAUUUUAACGAGUUUAUCGCCAAUGCCAAGAAGGCUUUGGCGGGGAAAAAUAUUUCUUCUGGAAGAAUUGUCAAUAUUGAUCUCUCUUUUAAAGAUCGAGAUAUCAUAGUAUCAGUCACCUUUUUGAAAAUUCCCAAUAUUGAAGAUAGUGUAUUCAAAGAAAGAAUAAAAUUGUCCAAGAAUACGAUUUCAAGUUCAUCUCAAGUAUCUGCAGAAUCAGUUGGAGAGUGUCUCCAUAAACAAGCUGGAUUCUAUUUAGCCAAAGAAGUUAUUAUAUUUUGUGAUGCCGAAGAUACAAGGUCCAAUAUUUGUGGUAGGCUUCAAUCUGCAGAGAAAGUUGUCCAAGAGAAUGCUGGUACAAUUUGCGAUGUAUAUUAUCCAGUGAAUAGUUUUUUUCUAUUCAAAAAAGAAAUCGAUCUCGAAAAUUGGAAGAUCAUAUUCGUCGUCAGACAUUACGCAUCUACUUUACCGGUGGUGUACACACACAUACUAUAGUGUAUGAGAAAACAAAAGUCAUUGACGUAACUUAUGAGUUAGAUAAAAAUAGAGACUCUUUCGUAUUGGUGGCGACUGACAAGAAACUGAUUGAUUCUAAUGGUGAUGUUAUAUCGGCCAAAGAAGUUUCCAAUCUUGGGGAUUGUUAUCGUACUUGUGCUCAUGAUAAUGUCAAUCUUUGUGAGACUUUCGUUUAUUGUCAGUAUACAGAUAAAUCUUCUUGUUAUACAUCAAAUAUUAUCCAUGCUAAUUUAUCCUCGCGAACGACAGAAGAUGAAUCUUGUAAAAUUUACUCAAAGAACCGACUAUUAGAUUACAUUAAGAUAUCUUCAAGAGAAUUUAAAAAAUCGCUUAGCAUCGCUAUUGAUGUACCACUCGAUGAUUGUGCUUCAAUGUGUAGUUCAUCUGAUGAGUGUUUCUCAUUCCAACAAUGUGAUGGUUCUUGUACUUUGAGUGGCUAUUAUACUGAUUCGAUAUCACAGGAAAGUAGCAAUUGCGAUAUUUAUAUUCCGAAAGUUUCAGAACUAUUUAAAUCCACUGGCCG
This is a messenger RNA of Panonychus citri (citrus red mite), 2500 nucleotides long. RefSeq lists its product as uncharacterized. NCBI's taxonomy places the organism in Eukaryota, Metazoa, Arthropoda, Arachnida, Trombidiformes, Tetranychidae. The coding region runs from base 49 to 1956 and encodes 635 amino acids. The transcript is spliced from 14 exons. The record is from RefSeq and is a predicted model, not a curated record.